Maniola jurtina (meadow brown) is the source of this 5417-nucleotide messenger RNA. It is a transcript of the gene Rop, whose product is annotated as protein ROP. Bases 245 to 2005 code for a protein of 586 amino acids. Gene Ontology annotation, cellular component: secretory granule; plasma membrane. The transcript is spliced from 15 exons. Lineage: Eukaryota; Metazoa; Arthropoda; Insecta; Lepidoptera; Nymphalidae. The record is from RefSeq and is a predicted model, not a curated record. Gene Ontology annotation, biological process: vesicle-mediated transport; intracellular protein transport; neurotransmitter secretion. Gene Ontology annotation, molecular function: syntaxin binding.
AGUACAUUCUGUUUUCAUACAUCAUUGAGGACAGUUUACGGUGACGAAAUAUCGAAUAUGUCUGUAUAGAAAUUAUUAUAUUAACCAUUUGCAAGUUACAGUGCUACAGUGGAAAUCAAAAAUCGAAUUCCGCGGGCGAAUGAAAAUCUUGCUGAAAAUCGGACCAUAAACAUUGAUCGAUUCUUUUCCUUUGACGGCUGUCGGCUGUCAAAGUUCUAUUCGAAAAGUUAGUCUAUGGUGCAAGAUGGCGUUGAAAGCACUUGUCGGACAAAAGAUUAUGAAUGAGGUGAUCCGCUAUCGCGGUCCCAAAGGCAAGGAGUCUCAACGUAUAGAAUGGCGGAUACUUAUUGUGGACCAGCUGUCCAUGCGCAUGGUAUCUGCAUGCUGCAAGAUGCACGACAUUUCGGCAGAAGGAAUCACAUUGGUAGAAGAUAUCCACAAGAAACGUGAACCAUUGUAUACCAUGGAUGGUAUUUACUUGAUUACACCAUGCGAAAAAUCUGUGCAUGCUCUUAUCAACGAUUUCUCUGUCGGCAACCGUAUCAUGUACAAAGCAGCACAUGUUUUCUUCACUGAAGUAUGCCCUGAGGAGUUAUUCAAUGAACUGUGUAAAUCUUCUGCUGCAAGAAAAAUAAAAACCUUGAAAGAAAUCAACAUUGCUUUCUUGCCAUAUGAAAGUCAGGUAUUCUCUCUGGACUCACCAGACACCUUUCAGUGCAUGUACAACCCAGCACUCACCCAGACCCGCAACGCCAAUAUGGAACGCAUAGCAGAACAAAUCGCCACACUCUGUGCCACUCUUGGAGAAUACCCCUCUGUACGCUACCGAAGUGAUUGGGAACGCAAUGUAGAACUCGCGCAACUAAUUCAGCAGAAGUUGGAUGCCUAUAAGGCGGAUGAGCCGACCAUGGGCGAGGGCCCCGAGAAGGCGCGCUCACAGCUGCUAGUGCUGGACCGCGGCUUCGACUGCGUGUCGCCGCUGCUGCACGAGCUCACGCUGCAGGCCAUGGCCUACGACCUGCUGCCCAUCGAGAACGAUGUCUACCGAUACGACGCUCAGGGAAACCAGAAGGAAGUACUUUUGGACGAGAACGAUGAACUCUGGGUGGAACUGCGGCAUCAGCACAUUGCUGUGGUGUCCACUUCGGUUACCAAGAAUCUCAAGAAAUUCACUGAAUCUAAACGCAUGGGAGGAGGUGACAAACAAUCCAUGCGAGACUUGUCGCAGAUGAUCAAGAAGAUGCCACAGUACCAGAAGGAGCUAUCCAAGUACGCGACACAUCUGCGCCUCGCCGAGGACUGCAUGAAGGCCUACCAGGGCUACGUCGACAAGCUCUGCAAGGUUGAACAGGAUCUUGCAAUGGGCACUGAUGCUGAGGGUGAGAAGAUUAAAGAUCACAUGAGGAGCAUCGUACCUGUACUUCUAGAUCAGAACAUCAAGAACAACGACAAGAUGCGCAUCAUCGCACUGUACAUCAUGUCUAAGAACGGCAUCUCGGAGGAAAACCUCAACAAGCUGGUGACGCACGCGCAGCUCGAGCCCUCCGACAAGCAGGCGCUGCUCAACCUCGCCAACCUCGGCCUCAACGUUGUCGUCGACGGGAACAGAAAGAAGCAGUACCAAGUGCCUCGAAAGGAGAGAAUCACCGAACAGACUUAUCAGAUGUCGCGAUGGACUCCAGUGCUUAAGGACAUAAUCGAGGAUUCAAUCGACGACAAAUUGGACCAGCGCCAUUUCCCGUUCCUUGCGGGACGCGCGCAAACUUCUGGUUACCAAGCACCUACCAGCGUACGCUACGGACAUUGGCACAAAGACAAAGCUCAACAGACUGUGAAGAACGUCCCAAGAUUGCUUGUGUUUAUUGUUGGAGGCGUCUGCUUCUCUGAGAUCCGUUGCGCGUACGAAGUGACCGCCGCCCUCAAGAACUGGGAGGUCAUCAUCGGCUCCUCUCACAUUCUCACUCCGGACAACUUCCUCUCCGACCUCAGCUCUCUCACCGCCUAAACCCGGUCCCGACUAACGGUACUUAACCUUUUACUUUUUACCCGACUGCGGUGAAGCCCAAAAGAAGAGUUAUGUUUUUACCUGUAGGUAUUUAUCGCAUGUAAUAUGUAUGUACUCUUAUGUCCGCUCGUAACUACUCAAUCGGUUUCGAUAAACGAUAUGUCAUUAGAUUCAUUUUGAUUGCGCGAGUGCGCGAGCACUUAGUACAUAAAAUUCUUAAAAAUCAAAAUGGCUGAUUUUAUGCACUUUAAUGUGCGGGCUGAAAAAGAUGCAGUGCAAACCGCAGUCGAGAUUUAUUUGAAAACUUAAAUUAUUAAUUAUUCCAUUGUUUUUUAUGAUGAUGUUAUGAAUAUCACGAAAUCGCUAGAGUUCUUUUAGAAUUGAUAAUAUUAAUACGUUAUAUUGAAAAUAAAUAUACUUAUAAAGUAAAAGCAAAUAAUGAAGCUGAGGAAUCAAAUUUAGAUAGUAUACACUUUUUGUUCUUAUUUGCAUUAUUACUUGCAUUAACAUUAACAUCAGUCGUAUCUAAAUUAUAUCAAGAAACCUAUAGAGAAGUGGAAAAAUGAAAUGUUUUGCAUUUGUGAUAUCGUAUGUGCAAAUAUCAAUGAGAGGAUUACAUUAAAUUGGGGAUUUGAUUGGUAGCAUCUUUGUUGACUACUAAAACAUUUUGCAACAAUACACCAAAAAUAACUUUAGAAGUUAGAUUAACCUUUUUAAUAUAGGUUUAUAUUAAUAUUAUUGUAUUAUUAAAAUGUGCGUGAAUUCUAUAGAAUUAUAACAAAAGCCCUAUAAUUUUAACUAUAACGUUUCCUAUACGCUGAAUUAUGCUUAUUUAAUUUACCAAUAAGUUUAGCUAUUAAAGUAUACUAUUAAAGAGAAGAUUUUAGACUUGUUUUGUGAUUUAACGACAUAAUCUAUCUAUGUAUAUUCCAAACAUUUUAAAAUUUAACUCGCCCUUUUACCUGUGUCAACUGUUACAUCAAAAAUACAGGUUCACCUUUAGAUUAUUAAGGACCAAAAUCGUACUUUUGACAUUACAGUUGACACAUUCAAUUAAAAUGGCGAGUAAGAUCUUAAAAUAUAUGCAUUAUAAGAGGUACGUUACGCACCCGUUCUAUACAUUAAAAACUAUUAUGAAAUUCUUUGUAGUCCACUCACUACUGAUUAUAACCUUCACCAAUCGAGAUUGGGUAAAAUUAGAAAAACCUAUUUUGGUAUAUUAUUUUUAAAUACGCGUAAAUUGGUGGAAAAUCAGUUAUUAUUGACUGGUUCAUUUCCUUACUUCCUAAAAGGUCUACAAAGUUUAAAACGGAACAUCUUAUCCGUUUGUGUGUGAUAUAGUUUGCAAUUAAUUGCAAUUACAUUUCAAUAUGUUAUGUUUUUAUUAUGUUAGGAUGUUAAUAUUGUUAAUGUUUUAGAAGUAUUUAAUAAGUAACCCGUAUAUAAUAAUUAAUGUUGACCAGAAUUUUAGUUACUACUUCUAGACUAGUAUGUAUUAUGCUAGAUUGCUAUUACAUAAACAUAAUUGUUUUAUUAAAUUAUUAUUCAUUUUAUAUUACUAAUAUUAUAAGAAUAACACAAUUGUUACUACAUAUUUAUUGUGAGCCCUAAUUUUAAGUUUUUUGUCGAUCAUUCUAAAUUCUAUUUAGAUCUUCACUACUUAUCUGAUAUCAAAUUAGUAUACACUGUAAUUUGUUAGUAAUGAUGUAAAUGUCGAUAUUUGGAAACCAAUUCAAUUAAAAUUUUACGCUUCUAAUGAGGUGUUAAAAAAAUAGAAAAAUUAUUUACUCUAUCCGCGGAAAUAAAUUAUUACCAUUUGUGUCACCGACCAAUCAUAAAUAUAUUAUUGUUUUCAAAAAACAUUUGAAAUUCAAUUUGAAAAUGUUUUCAAAAAACAUUCAAAAUUCAAUUUGAAAACAUAGUUUCAUUUUUGAUUGGUUGGCGACUCAAAUUGGUCAGCGCCCAUUGAGAUAUUUGUAUUAUUCGUAUGGGAUUACGAACUCUGAGAGAGCGCUAUACUAAUUUCUUUCCGCGGAUAAAGUAUAGUAAUUUAUUUUUCCAUUUUUAAGGAUGUAAUUGGAAGCGUAAACUUUUUUCCGGAUAGAGUAUAGUCCAAAUUCUAUGUGUGUUCGAAUGUAGGGACAAAUCUAGAGGGAAAAACGCGCGCGAUGUGUUGUUUUAAAAUGUAAGGAGAGCUCCAAAUAAAUAUUUAUAUGCGCAUAUAACGCCAUCUGCGACACUGAUCGGUUAGCGUGGAAUUUCUACAACUUUUCCUAAGGUCUUGUUGCAUGACAGGCCGUUAUAGUUACGUUUCGGUUACCUGGUACUUGAUGCGAGGUUUCGGUUAUCUUGUGCAACCCACUUUGUUCUUGGUGAUCAAAAUUUUACGGUAACCCAUAACGUAACCUUAACUGCCUGUCAUGAAACUGGACCUAAGUGUACUGUCACACCUGGGGCUCGAUUGCGGUAGAAUGACAGCUACAAUGCCACGAUCGCAAUCACCUCUGAUUGGUUGACACUUCAGUUGACACUCGCUCGCCAUCAACCAAUCACAACAAUUGCGAUUGUAAUAAUGAUUGAUGCAGGGUUUCCGCAAUCAACCAACUAAGUCCUACUUAUGAGUUCUUAGUAUGAGAUAUUACAUCUCACAAAGGCUGUUAGAAUUUGAGCUUCAAAUUAAAAUAACGUCACAGUAAAAAAACUCUAAUACUCCUCGCUUUAAAGUCAAAAAUUCAGUAAAACCGAGAUUUCCGCUGAGCGGUAGACGUGAGGACGAACUUGAGCUUUAAAACAAGCAGUUACGGUCCAUUUUACUUUAUGGUUUGAUGCUCGAAUUCUAUUCACGUUGAUGAGAUGUUAGCACACUGAACCAACUUUACUGCGAAAUUACCGAGCAGAUUCGGCGAAAAAGGAAAACCUAGUGCGGAUUUCCGCGCGCUUUUCCGCUCGAUUUUUUCUGGGCCUAAUGCUGUAAGGUAAUUUGACACAUUGUUGAAAUUAUAAUAAUAUUUGCAUGUUACUAGAAGAUUUUAACGUUUUAGUUUUCAACAUUCCAGCGACCUCGCUUUAUCUUGGUCAUGUGACAAGAUAAACCGAAAGACGCUAUUUAUUACUAUGUUCAAAAUAAGCAUACAUGUAGUAUGAUUACAUUACAUUUUUUUAGAGCCAACAUGUUAUGAAAAUAUAAACAAAUCAGCAUUGUAAAAGAACGAAAUAAAUUGUGCAUAUCACAAUAGAUAUGGACGAUAUCUUUCUUGUAUUAAUUCCACAUAGAUUUAAGGAGGUAAUAGAUUUAACUAGAAAUUAUUAAAAUAGUUUGUGCAAUUAUGUAGUUAAUAUGCAUUUUUUUUACUUUAAGCAUACAUAACUAUCAGUAUUGAACUGUUAAAAAUUAAUAAAUUAUUUAAUCCUC